AUGAGCCUGCUGUCGGCCAUCGACACGAGCGCUGCCUCGGUGUACCAGCCGGCCCAGCUGCUCAACUGGGUCUACCUGUCGCUGCAGGACACGCACCAGGCGAGCGCCUUCGAUGCCUUCCGGCCCGAGCCGCCCGCCGGCGCCGCGCCCCCAGAGCUGGCCUUCGGCAAGGGCCGCCCGGAGCAGCUGGGCUCGCCCCUGCACUCCAGCUAUCUCAACAGCUUUUUCCAGCUGCAGCGCGGAGAGGCGCUGAGCAGCAGCGUGUACAAGAGCGCCUCACCCUACGGCUCCCUCAACAACAUCGCCGACGGCCUCAGCUCCCUCACCGAGCACUUCUCAGACCUGACCCUCAGCUCUGAGAGCCGCAAGCCCAGCAAGCGCCCCCCGCCCAACUACCUGUGCCACCUGUGCUUCAACAAAGGACACUACAUCAAGGACUGCCCCCAGGCACGCCCCAAAGGCGAGGGUCUGACCCCGUACCAGGGCAAAAAGCGCUGCUUCGGCGAGUACAAGUGUCCCAAGUGCAAGAGGAAAUGGAUGAGCGGGAACUCCUGGGCCAACAUGGGGCAGGAGUGCAUCAAGUGCCACAUCAACGUGUACCCGCACAAGCAGAGACCCCUGGAGAAGCCCGACGGCCUGGACGUGUCCGACCAGAGCAAGGAGCACCCGCAGCACCUCUGCGAGAAGUGCAAGGUGCUCGGCUACUACUGCCGCCGAGUGCAAUGACCCGGCACCAGCCGCCACGCCACAGCCACCCUCCUGCCAGCCGGAGAAGACACCACCUCCCCUGUGUUUCUCCAUGUUGCUGCGUGUCCCCACAUGCGUGGGGGUGUCCUCGCAAGCCUACGGGUCUGGGCAGGGGGGUCUUAGGUUCUUGUCUCAUGUGUGUUGACAAACAGUGUUACUGAUGUAGCUGUCCCCGCAGAGGGC
Ceratotherium simum simum (southern white rhinoceros) is the source of this 930-nucleotide messenger RNA. It is a transcript of the gene ZCCHC24, whose product is annotated as zinc finger CCHC-type containing 24. The record is from RefSeq and is a predicted model, not a curated record. Lineage: Eukaryota; Metazoa; Chordata; Mammalia; Perissodactyla; Rhinocerotidae. Gene Ontology annotation, molecular function: zinc ion binding; nucleic acid binding.